This is a messenger RNA of Toxoplasma gondii ME49, 7646 nucleotides long. RefSeq lists its product as hypothetical. NCBI's taxonomy places the organism in Eukaryota, Apicomplexa, Conoidasida, Eucoccidiorida, Sarcocystidae. The transcript has 11 exons. Bases 1 to 7200 code for a protein of 2399 amino acids. The record is from RefSeq and is a predicted model, not a curated record.
AUGCGACAUCCAUACCUGCAUGUUCCUUCCUCGCCCCCCAGCAGCCGAGAUGUGAGCUGUUCAGGCACCGCGCGUCCUUCUAAGCGUCGGCCUUCUUCCUCCGUCUUUCUCCGCCUGUCUCUGUGCCUCUUCUCCGCAUGCAUCCUCCUCCGCCUCUUUUCUCCCGGCGCUCUCGCGGUGUCUGUACACUGCAGCGUUCGCGGGGGUUCCUGCGGAGGUUCCUCCGGCCGCCGAGGUGAACUGGGAUGGCUAUCCACUCCGACUUCUGCCUCUCUUGUUGCGCCGGUAUGGAGCGUUUCAUGGCAGGGAGCAGGAGAACAACACCCGUUGCCUUCUCGCGUCGUUCCGCGUUUUGCCUCUCCUUCUCCUUCGACUCGUUUCGCGUCUCUCCGUCCUUCUCUUCUUGCGUUCCUCUCGCUUCCUUCUCCGUCGCCUUCGUCCUCUUUCCUCGCUGCCUCUGAGGGACGAGGUGGAGCUCUGCAGAGGCGGCCAGAUGCCACGGAGAGCAUGCACAUGCAUGCGGGGAGCGACGGUAAAAGAGACAGUUUCUCGCGACAAAGAAGCGUUCGCGAAACGCAUUCAGAGACCCGCAGACACGCUGGCGUUGCUCCUUUCUCCACCUCUUCAACAGCGGCGGGGGGCGAUGGAGGGAGACCGGGCGCCUGCGGCUUCUCGAGACCCUGGGACUCCAGAGGUUCUCAUGACACUCGCAGACAAGCCGUUCUAGCGCCCGAGUGCGUCUCUCUCCACUUCGGUUCUUCUCUCCAGUCUGCUUCUACAUGCUCUUAUCUUCCUUCUCCUCGUUUUUCCUUUCCUUCUCUCCUCCCGGCUUCUCUCUCGUCGGUGUCUUCCUCGACGGCUUCUCCGUCCUUCUCUUCCUCUUCUCUUGGCUCUUCGCCUGACGGGAGUCGGUCAGAAGAGGCGGAAGCCGAGGCACUGCAUCGCCUCGCAGGUUUGGAGAUGUGGGGAGAGAUGCUUUCUCUCGGCGCUGCGUCUUCCCUUUCUCCCGCGUCGUCUCAGUCCUGUGUUCCUCCUUCCUCCACUGCCGCUUCUUCUCCUUCGGCUUCUGCUUCUCUCGCGUCUGCUCGCUCCCCAGAAGCAGCCGCCCCCCAGAAGCUGAUUGUGUCUCAACUGCCGUCAGGCGAGGCGCGUCUUCAGCGCCAGCAUGCUUCGCUGUCGUCGUCGUACUUAUCUGGGCAUUCUGGAGAGUCGCGCAAGAGCCUCGUUGACACAUUCAGAGCGAAAGAGGAAUUCCGAAACUCUCUCCAGUUCCUCGCUUUGCCUCUCGACACCGUGCUCUUCUACCUCGUCGUUUCUCCCUCGGACGGCCUCCUCUUCCUCCAAGAUGGCGGUCCGUACUUGCUGUUGCAGCAUCUCGAGCUUCAGCGGCAACGCCUCGGUCACUCGGCCCAGGGGACUGUCUUCACCUCAUCGCUUUCCUCGUCUUUUCUGACUCCAGAUGUGGACCUCUACGACCUCCGUUACGCCCACCACUGCAUGCGGCAGAAGGUGACGCAGGCUGCGUUGAGGCUUCAGAGUCAGUUAGAAGGCCAGCUGCUCGAGCGCGAAUCCGCUCGCGCUCUCGAGGCCGCUGCGGGGGGUCCGACAGGUCGAAUCCACGUGGAAGACACGGUGGGAGGAGACCGGAAGAGAGACGCUCUCGAGUCGGCUGAGGGCGUUCGUGGGUACUACGCACUCGCCUGUCGCCUCGUGGACGAGUUCUUUGCGGCUCUGCAUGCGCGACUUCCGCGGAGCAGACCGGAACCCGUCGCGCUCUCUGCAGCUGGCGCAGGCGAAGAGGAGCCGAGGAGGGCAGACUUGCGGGUGACGCGAACUGAGAAGGAGGCGCUGAUGUCGGAGUUGAAGGUCGGGGCAAACGAGGCAGAAUCUCGCGAAAAACGCGAGAGCGAAGGCGCCCUCGCUGAGAAGCUGCAGAAGAUCCAGAGGACCACGAUCGAGCUGAAGAAGGCCUGGGAGGUGUACAGGCAGCGUCUGUUUUCCGAGGACGAAGUCCCCCCGUUUGAGAGACUGGAAAUUCUCUGGAACUCGAAUGUGUCAUCACUCUUUGAAAUUCGAGAGGCGCAGGGAGUCCGCGAUGGCCGAGAGAGUCCCGACAGAAGCGGCAACGAGACCGAGAAAUCGGGGAAUCCAGCGCUGCUCCUCAGAUUGCCGAGUCUCGUUCUUCACACAGCGCUCGCCGAAUUCGAAGAAUCAGGCAGAGAGACAGUUCUCAAGUGGGUCGUCUUGAAAGCGAUGCUGCGAAUCUUCGAACUCACCACUCCAGACGCCUUUACGCUCGCGGGAGGAACCGACCUCGAGGCUCUCCGUGGUGCACUAAAGAAAAAGUCUGAGAAACUCGUCGAGGCAGAACGCAGGUCGUUCGCAAUGCGGGGUCUCCCCAGGUUCGAAUCCACUGUAGAUACGACUGAGGAAGAUGAGGCCAUUGCAGCAGCUACGUCGCCGCCUGCAGCGCUGGUCGCGUCUGCGUCUUUGCGGAGAAAGCGGCUGGAGAUAUUCGAGGUUCUUGAGGAGCAGGAGGCGAAGGCCCGCGAGAAAGGCGAAACGAGACAGCGAGAACGAGCGUCUCCAACCUCCGACAACAACGCGUCGUCGGAGGCUCCUCUGCUCUUCCCCUUUGAGUGGGUUGAAGGACCCUGGCUGGAGUCCGUCCUCGCCAGAGGUCAGGAGAAACGGCUCCUCAGCAGCUGGCUUGGAGGCGCCUCCCGCAGGCACACGGGGACAGCAGAUCUGUUUGAGACUUUGCUUCGCUCUCAGGCUGCGCUGUCGCCCUCUGAGGCCCUGCGGUUCGUCGCGGGAUUUCUCCUCCGUUGGCCGCGGCGGCCAGGCCUGUCGGAGGUUCAAGCGACUGCGGCGCUGCGAGCCUCGGAAGCUGCGGCGCGAGACCGCGAACAGGAUCUGCAGAAUCGGCGAGAACGGCAGAGCGAGAAGACCUUGGGAACGUCCGGCGCGGUCUCGCCAGACGAAGAAGACGGCGAAGGCGUCUUCCCAGUGCAGCAGAGAGCACUCGCAGGGGCGCUGCUGGUGGGCGCCCUCGACAAGGCAGCGGGCAUCAUUGAACCGGUGAGCAGUCGCCUGCAUGCGCAAAUCGUCAGCGUCGGCAAACAGCUGGUCCACCUGAGAGAGCGCGUCGCACAGAGGAAGGGCAAGAGUUUCUUCGACGGCCCGAGAGCCGAGUCUCAGGGAGGGAAGGACAGUCCGGAAGACGGGAGGCGAGAACACGAGAAGCCGGAGAGGGCUGCAGAAUUCCUCCUCAAGGCCGAGGAGAAACGAGGCGGAGAAGGAUUCCUCGACAGCCAACAACGAACCCUCCUUGCACAACUCAAACGCCAGCAAGAUGAACAAGCCGCUCUUCUCAACCUCGUCGAGAGACAGCUGAUUGCCGGUGUGUUUCUUUUCCUGGACGAGGCAGUACGUUUCCUGAGACCCUCGGAGACGUCGGCUGCUCUGGACCUCGCCGCGCUCUCCUCGAGUUACACCCCAGAGGAGUCUGAGCGGCAGAAGCAGACUGAGGGAGGCAAACGAACGCCCCAUGCGCUCCUCGACUCCAACCGCGUGCUGCAGACCUUCGUGGAGGCACAGCUGUUCAUUUACGAUGUGUUUCGCUCUCUGCGAGUCGUUCUUCACCAGCAGAAAAGCGAAGCUCAGAAGCUCGAAGACGAGCUCCGAGUCCGAGAGCGGCCGCCGGAGUGCGACGACACACGGGGAAUGGAAUCCGCUUCGCUCCCUUCAGUUCCAUUCCCUUCCUUGUCCUUUUUGCGAGGAGAGAAAAGCGAGCCAUCUGUGAAGGCGGAGGGAAACGAUGGCGGCGAAGCUCGGCGGGAGGUGGCUUCCCCUGCAGGCGCCGACGAUGGGGCUUGGCCUCAGUCCGUCGCUCUCGAGCCAGACGAGGUCCCGUUGGUUGUGGAGAAUAUGAUUGCUUUUUAUCGGCGAGAAGUUUUCGACGACAUGCUUCCCGCGUCGAUCCAGCUGAGUCUCACUUCGCACCUGCACGACCUCUCUGCAGCGGCCUUCUUGCCCGCUCUCGCUCCUCGCAUCCACCCCUUGGCCAUUCCGAUUCAAGCUGUUUCUACAGCGAUCGGAGAGGCCGGCGGUCGCCCCUGGCACAUGCAGUGGAAGGUGUACAUACACGAGGCGAUUCGCGACCCUGCUUUGCUAGCCUACGCAGUUUUGACUGCUUUGUUCGACAUCUGGAAACGAACAGCUCUCCCGCCACGCCUCCCCUUUGCUGCUCAAAAGGAUUUCCAAGCUCCUUCACAAGCAGACGUUGCUUCCUCACCACAAUCGACUGCUUCCCCUUCUCCUGCGUCUUCCGCUUUUCCUUCACCUUCUGCGUUUUCCUCUUCAGCCUCGCAGGGGGGUCUGGAUGGCGGGUCUCGUUCUAGUUUGUCUGAGAGUAUGCAGGUGACUCCUGAGAUGGCGGAGGCGCAACGCAGAUCGGCGGCUGAACUGGAAGCUCGCACGGCGCUUGCGGAGCGGCACAUGCAUGCAGUUGGCUGUUGCCAGGGCCUCCGCAAGUGGCUGUGGAUUCGCCGUGUGAGCGAGGAGAACGGCUGGCCCUUCUACGUUGGCAUGUUCAGAAACGAAAUGACCUCUGACCUCGGUCUUCCGGACACCCAGGCCGACGCCACUGCCUCCUUCACGCCCUGGCUGAAGCACGAAGAGGAGGCCCUCCUCUUCGCCGGGUGUCUGGAUACUCGGGAACGGCAAAUUGUCCAGGAAACGCUCCAGAGCCCGGGGCCGGGUGCGAGUGUUCCUUCAUCUCUCUUUGCACGCCUGGUGUCCAACGGCUUGUCUCCUGUUCGCGCGGCGUCUCUGCUGAAGCGUCUCGUGCGACGCUCGUCUCCAAGGCUACCGCAUGCAUUUCCAGCGACCCACGUUCCCCUCCACUACGAUCCCUACACGACUUGUCCGUAUCGCAGUGCUGCCGAAACCGCCGGGAAGCUGCAAAAAGGGGUCGACUACGAUGCGUCGGCGGCCUCGGACGAGCUUUCGCGGUUCCGUGGCGGCCGCGACGACGACGACGAUGACGAUGAGCAGCGAUAUGGCAAGGAUGUUGGCCCCACGACCGAAAAGCCGUUAACUGCGGCGGAGGCAGCAGCGGCAGUGGCACGCGCAGGCACUGGCGAGCAGGCCGCGGAAACCGAACGCCAGGGCAUGUUUCCUGAGUUGUACAGACACUGGACGGACGGCAAGAGUCUGGCCAGAGCCGCGACGUACGCGCUCUGGGGCGGAGCGAAAUUUGAGGCCGCGGCGGCGGCGGGUGCUGCAGCGAGUGGCCCGGAAGUGCUAAGCGAAGAGGAGCGGAAACGCGAAGACGCGAUCAGCUUAUGGAUGGUCAAGGCGGGCGAGAAGCGAAUGAAAGACGCGGCGGAAGCGGCAUUCCGGCUCCGGCUUCGAGAAACUGCGACCAAAAGCCCUGUCCACUCGGACGAGUGCAUAAACUCGCCGGCGUUCCUUUCUCGAUUGUCUCCGCCAGUGAGCGCUCUCGCGCCGUCUGAAGCGGAGAUGUCGGAGACAGGCCGUCACCGCGAACGCCAGUUCUCCUCCCUCUUACAUAAGCAGACGGCAGAUUUCCUCACAGACAUGGUGCUGGUGGAUCACCAGUUGGAGCAUGCACGACGCAUGCGGGCGAUCCGCGCUCUGGCGGUCACGAAAAACGGCGGAGACUGCCCGGAAGUCUUCGAACAACUUCUUGGCGAUGCGGUGCAACAGACCUACGACAGGCAGCUCUUGAAAGGCACCUUUUCGAAGGAGGAACUCGACCAACUUUGCCUGGGGACGGAGCAGGAGAAGAAGGCGGCCGAGGCAGGGAAGCGGCGGCUCAUCGUGUGUCGGGCUGAAGUUCAGAGAGGCCAGCAACUCUCGAGACUUCACGGAGGCGAGCGCGAAGACGCGGCGCGAGACCUCUUCCACUAUUUCAACCUAAAAGCUUUCCACCGUCGCUUACCGCCAGACACGAGAAUUGCCUUCAGUGCAGAUCUCGCUGACCGCUCCCUAGGCAGCAAUUAUCAUCCGGCUCUAAGCGACUUCCAGCAAAACACCUCGGAUUUCAGAGAGCCUCCGACCAUCCGACUUGCAGGAUCCAUUCGGUCGCUUCCUGUUCUCGCACACGCUCUUCUGCAGCAAUGCAUUCUACUUGCGGCUUCCUGUUAUGACUUCCCGUCGAAGCUUCAUCUGUCGCCGCCGGCGUCUGUGGCCCGGCACCUCUGGCAGUACCUUCCUCCGGGCAAGGCUCAGCAAAAGCACUUUGCGCCGCCACCGCCCUCAGGCUGUUUCUCCAGCGCGGGAUCGCCACAUCUGCCUCCAUCUGUGAGCCCGCGGUCAACUCGUGGCGUCACGCCACUGCCUGCAUCGUUUUCCGAGAAGCCACCGUCGAUCGCGUCUCUCAUGAACUUUGCGUCUCAGGUUCCUUCGUUGAUGCAACAGCAGCAAAGCUUAGGAGCUGCAUGCAGAGAACUUGGCAAGCCAGGUAACUCCGAACAAGAACUAAGCCUGCAAAGUAAGGUGAUGGCGAAGGCGAAAGAGGCUGCUGUUUCUCUUUCGAAAUUUGAAAGAGAAUACGAGGAAGCCCGUGAGAAAGGUGAUGACUACCUUUUCCACUCGCAGCACGCCACAGCAACGGGAGCCGAACAGCUGGACGAUGCAAGCAAUAUCAGCCAUCAUACUGAAGCAGAGAAUGAUAUUUUUGUGGAGGCAGCAAACGCGGUCAGAGCGGCUGCAACAGACCCUAACGGGAUAUCGAUGGAGGGCGCUGGAGAGGAGUCAGGCGCUGAUGCAGUAAUGGAUGCAAUAAAGCAAGAGAAAGUGCAAGAACUGCAGCAGACGCUCCUGAAGCUGGCAACUCAGGAGCAAUGGCCAUUCUACGUCGAGGCUCCUGGGACCACCAAAGGUGCUACUCAAAAUAGCGCCGUCGGCGGAGCGCCGUUUAAAGACGAACUAGGAGGCGGUGUGCAGACACCACCAGAUUGGCAGGAGUUGCUGAAUCCGGACGAAAUGCUGAAGGUUCUGAAGUACGCGGUUGUUGAUCGUGAAGGCGUAGCAAGUCCCAGUCUUUAUUCGGAUCUGAUUCUCUCGGGCGCGUGCUCGGUGGAGCGAGCGAUGCAGAUCAUGGAGCAAGCACUCACAGUGCAAGCCGAUAAAAAUUCGGUGACUCAAACGCGCUGCGAUGGUGGCAGCUAAGGACUGAAUUCAAACCCGAUGCUUGUGCAACAAGACUACUUCCGACCAACGCCUGAGGCUACUCUCAGUACGAUAUGUGUCACUGCUCAAAAUUGCAGUCCACUGCAAUUUCACGUCGCCCUUUCAGCACUGCUCUGACAUCGGGUUCCGUCCCAUCCAAUGUAUUAUUCGCUGCGUCUCGUUGCGAACCUACUCAAGGGAACAAGAGCAACCGAGUACCGUCAUUCGAGUUCAAGGCAUGGUCGAGGGUGUGACUUUCAUAUUGAAACAAAUGAGGUCACCUGCUAGAUAGAUCGUGUCAGUGAGAGUUGUUCCGCGUGUCCCGUAAACCAAAGCGGGGGACGGACGCGAGUGCUAACCUGCUCACUCCUGGCAGAUUGCUUUCCGUUGUGGUAACGCAGAUGCUCUGUUUUGCAAAAGCUCUAAAGCCAGUUUUCAUUAAGGCC